AUGGAUCCAGCAAAUUAUGGAGGUAUCAAGGGAAAAGUGGAUUCUCGCAUCCACUAUGGGGAGGUAAGAGAUGGGAAACGCUCAGUCCCCCAAGAGCAGGAUGAGGACAGUGAGGAGGAGGAGGAGGAGGCGGCAGGGGAUGAAGAGGAGGAAGGGGAGCCAAACAUGGAGGAGCUGCUGGAGAACAACUGGAACAUUGCACAGUUCCUGCCCCAGGCCGCCUCCUGCCAGAGCUACUUCCUGAUGAUCGUGUCAGCCUACAUUGUGGCCGUGUACCACAGCAUGAAGGAGGAGCUGCGGCGCAAUGCCCCUGGGAGUACCCCCGUCAAGAGGAGGAGCACCAGCCAGGUGUCCCAGGAGGCGCUGGGGGAGACGGGGGCCAUGCCCGGCAUGAUCACCUUCUCGCAGGAUUACGUGGCCAAUGAGCUCACCCAGAGCUUCUUCACCAUCACCCAGAAGAUCCAGAAGAAGAUGGCUGGUUCUCGUAAUGCCACUGAGCCUUCAGACGUGUUCCCAGUGCUGCCUGGCUCCUACUUGCCACUCAACAACCCAGCUUUGGAGUUCAUCAAAUACGUUUGCAAGGUCCUCUCCCUGGAUGCCAACAUAACCAACCAGGUGAACAAACUGCGCCGGGACCUGCUGCGCCUCAUUGAGGUGGGCGAGUUCUCAGAAGAAGCCCAGUUUCGGGACCCUUGCCGCUCCUACGUGCUCCCUGAAGUCAUCUGCAGGAACUGCAACUUCUGCAGGGACCUGGACCUGUGCAAGGACCCUGCCCUCUCCCAGGACGGGUCGGCGCUGCCCAGCUGGGUCUGCUCCAACUGCCAGGCGCAGUACGACACUGAUGCCAUUGAAACAGCGCUGGUGGAAGCCCUGCAGAAGAAGCUGAUGGCCUUUGUGCUGCAGGACCUGGUAUGCAAGAAGUGUCAUGGUGUGAAGGACACGCACAUGCCCGUGUACUGCAGCUGCGCUGGAGAUUUCGCCCUGACCAUCUCUUCCCAGACCUUCAUGGAGCAUGUCAACGUCUUCCAGAACAUUGCCCAGCACUACGGCAUGGCCUACCUGCUGGAAACCAUCGAGUGGCUACUGCACACCAACCCCCAGCUCCGGCAGUGAGGUGGUG
Pterocles gutturalis (yellow-throated sandgrouse) is the source of this 1120-nucleotide messenger RNA. RefSeq names its product DNA polymerase epsilon catalytic subunit A-like. Gene Ontology annotation, molecular function: single-stranded DNA 3'-5' DNA exonuclease activity; DNA-directed DNA polymerase activity; DNA binding. The transcript is spliced from 8 exons. Gene Ontology annotation, biological process: nucleotide-excision repair, DNA gap filling; DNA replication proofreading; mitotic cell cycle. The record is from RefSeq and is a predicted model, not a curated record. Gene Ontology annotation, cellular component: epsilon DNA polymerase complex. The coding region runs from base 1 to 1113 and encodes 370 amino acids. NCBI's taxonomy places the organism in Eukaryota, Metazoa, Chordata, Aves, Pterocliformes, Pteroclidae.